Molecule: messenger RNA, 444 nt
Organism: Bacidia gigantensis
Lineage: Eukaryota; Fungi; Ascomycota; Lecanoromycetes; Lecanorales; Ramalinaceae
Exons: 1
Coding region: 1-444 (147 amino acids)
Source: RefSeq, a predicted model, not a curated record
AUGGUUGGGGCAUGGGGAAAGUAUAUCCAGGAGCUGCAAGAAGGGCUGGAGGAGUUGGGGGGGAUCAUUGAAGCGGGGAACACGCAUUGGUUGCAGGACAUCAUGUCGUCAUCCUUCCUCCCUGGAAUGCGCGGUUCACUCACUGCGUACGUUCCUGAACCCUGUCAAUGGUUCGUCAACGGCACCGCCUUUAUCGCCUCCUCGUACCUCGAGGAGCAGACAUGUCGCGCAGCGCGCUUCCGCGACGUGCUCUUGGGAGCGAAUGGACGAAGGGGGGACCUAACCUGGGCAGAGACGAAGUUGGCCGAGGUGGAAGCGUGGAAGAAGCAGAAGGGGCUCGAUCGUCAGAGUGGGCGGGAGACGGCAAUGAGGAUGAUUGCAAACCAAAAGAAGAAGGAACGGAAGGAGGGGAAGUCAAGGCAAGGGGGGGCCAGGGAAUUGUGA